Rhincodon typus (whale shark) is the source of this 735-nucleotide messenger RNA. RefSeq names its product YEATS domain-containing protein 2-like. The record is from RefSeq and is a predicted model, not a curated record. The annotation marks the transcript as partial. The transcript is spliced from 3 exons. NCBI's taxonomy places the organism in Eukaryota, Metazoa, Chordata, Chondrichthyes, Orectolobiformes, Rhincodontidae.
GUAAUCAUCAAGCAGGAACCAGGGGAAACAGUGGCCCAGCAGUCGGGGGUCACAGCUGUGUCUACACAGCAGGCUGUGCAGCAGUUUGUGACUGUGAAGGGUGGCCAGGUGAUUGCAGUUUCUCCACAGAAACACAGCAGCGGACUCGGGACAGGAGUUACCCAGACCAAGGUUGUUGGGAUUCCGGUGGGUUCAACUUUGCAGCCAGUGGUGAAGCAGGCAGUGGCACUCAGUGGUGGGCAGAUAAUUGUUGCCAAACCAGGCACCACUGUUGCCCGGGCUGUCAGUCAGAAGCAGAUUGUGGCGCAGGGGGUGGCGAAGGCUGUUGUGAGCGGAGCGAGUGGAACCAUUGUUGCAGCGCCCGUGCAGGCGGUUACCAAGUCUCAGAGUUCGUCCACUGUGCAAAAAUCAGGUUCACAAGGCUCAGGUAGGAAGAACUACUUAACCUUUGCUUCGGAAGUGGUACCAAACGGGUCCAAACUCAACUUCGCCCACGCCAAGUGUCCUGUUCGGCCCACCUCACCGAUGCUGCCGCUGUUGAUGCUGCCGGGUCUCGUACUGGAUCCAAACCUGCCUCCGCUGUCGCCUCCAAGUAUCACUGACGAAAGCAGAUGCUGCCGGGAACCCAAGCUCUCCUCCUCCAUAGCAGCCAUGAUGAUGCAGAAGCCGCCACCACAGGCCCGCGCUGCCGGUCCCACUCGCUGCUGUCGCUGCAAUCAAGCUCUUCACCAAGAG